AUGGGCCGGCUUCCCGGGCUCUUUGUGGGCCGCGAGCUAGGGCAGCAGCACCCUUCCUGUUCCCUCCCUGCUGGCUCCUGGUGUCCGGGGAAGGCGCCCCCACCCGCUGCUCCCCCUCUGCCGCGGCACCCUCCCCGCGCAGUGACCCUGCUCAGUCCCAAGGGCGUGGGUCACCUGCCCGAGGACUUCAUGUCUGUGUAUUUUCCCCUGCACUGCCUGAGAUCCGUGGAGAUGACCGAAGUUAUGAUGAACACCCCAGCCAUGGAAGAGAUUGGCCUCAGCCCCCGGAAGGAUGGCCUGUCCUACCAGAUCUUCCCAGACCCCUCUGACUUCGACCGCUGCUGCAAACUCAAGGACCGCCUGCCCUCCAUCGUGGUGGAGCCCACAGAGGGGGAGGUGGAGAGCGGGGAGCUGCGGUGGCCCCCCGAGGAGUUCCUGGUCCCUGAGGAUGAGCAGGACAACUGUGAAGAGACAGUGAAGGAGACCAAGGAGCAGUAGAGCCCCAGCCAGCUCCCCCGGGGCCCCCUGCGGCAGAGUCGGCACCCAAACUGUGUCCUUUCCCCAGAGUGAUGGGAGGAGAGAGUCGGCCACUAGAGUUCUGAAAAUGGCAAGCUCAGGCUUCCGUUUUGCACCUGCAAAUCACUGAGUUGGUUUCCUUUUCUUUUCUCUCUCUCUCUCUCUUUUUUUUUUUAAAUAUAUGCAGGGGGGUGGGUAGUGGAGCCCUGGUCUGCACUUUGCAGAGCCUUCUGAGAAAGGAAGCUGCAGGGGUUCGGUGCAGGCUAGCGGUACACCUAGGAGAGAGAUCACUAUCUGAACCCCAGCAGGCUCGGGGCGCUGGGGGGAGUCCAGUAGGUAAGGGUGGGGGGGUGCUGUUGUGCAAAAGCCUGCAGACAGACAUAGAGCUCUAGAGAUAAAAUGCACGAAUCUGAGGAGACACAGCAGAGCUCAGCUGAAGCUAGCUAUGCUCAGAGACCCCAGCUCAGACAGCAGAGUCCCCAUCUCUCUCCACUGCUGGUCUUUGCUUUGAUUCCAGGGGUGUUGGUUUGUCAUGGGGGUAUGGGGAAGGAGAUGGGGUAUGGGAAAGACCUUGGCUUUCUGCAAAACAGCCUUGGAGGAUGGUCUCCAGACUCCCUGUUCCCUGCUGCUGCAGUUCCUAGGGAUUCUCGCGCCCCCACCUCCCCCCACCCCGAAAUCUAGAGGGUUUUUUUUUUAAAUAGAGGCAGUGCUUUUGUGCUUCUCUCCCUCUGACUUGCCCUUUCUGGCCCUAGCCCUUUGGGGUGGAUGGAGAGUAUUACUUGCUGCACCUAGCAGAGGCCCAAUGCAGCAGGCUCGCUGGGGCCAGCCCAUUUCCAGCACUCCCCCCCACCCCCCAGACUUGGAGGGCACCCUGGCCUUUUUCUCUUUCUAGCUGGAGUUGGGGCUUUUAUGUAGGUCCCAAGAGCUGGCAGAGCUGAGGGUUACUGGAGGGAUAGUGAGCUCUGGGGCUCGGGGGACACUUAAGGGUGUCAUGGGACCCCGGGCAUCUUCCUGGGUGAUUCUCAUGCAGGUGGAAGGACAGGGUGCUGAGGGGCCUGAACAUUGCCUCCCCCUCCCACCUGCCCCCUGCAAGGGCACAGCUGCUGGAGAAAGUUCUCCUUGGUCUUAGAGCCUCUGGUCAGAGUUAAGAACCUUCUGGAGCAGGAGUUUGUAGGGCAAGCUCUUCAAACCAUCUCAUCUCAGAGCAGGACCGUGGCCAAGAGGUGGGCUCCAGAGCCUCCCCGGGGCCCGGCGCCUCCUGGUCCAUCAGGCCUCCCGUCCAUAUCCCCAGACUUCCACCCCCAGUUUUGAACUUGCACGUAGAGAUGUAUUUUAUACCUCAAGGCUAGUGUGACUCUGAGAGUGCUGAGGCAGAUGGGCAACGGUGAGAGUGGGCAAGUUCACAGGAUUGGGGUUCUGGGGAGCUCCCCGUACCCACUCUGUGUCUCAGUGCUGUUUGUCUGCUUGUAUCUCACCCACUGAUGGCAAUAACUCUUUUUAGCCCCCUGGGGAACUACAGGAUCUUGGAAGCUGCACCGUGCAUGGGGGUUCUCUCUCGCUCUUUCCUCCUGUUCUGUUGGGGCUGCAGAGAGCCUGCCCUCCCGCCUCUCUCCCGCCGCAGCAUUUCUCAGCCUGCAACUCCCUUUGUGGAUGGGGUCUUGCCUUUGAACUUCCUGUGUACCCGUGUGCCCCUCGGCUCCCCUGUGUCUACUGUCCCUGUCUUGCCCAUGUGAUGGAAACGUGCUUGUGAAGUGCAUAACAAACCUACUCUGUGUAUAUGUGUGUUUGGGGGUGGGUGGGUGGUGGUUUCUUCUUUUCUGCCUGUCGCCAGACAGCUUUGGAUGACCAUGUGGAGUCUGACAACUAAAACCAGACCCCGGAGUGUUCCUUGGGGGACCCAGCCCCUCUUGGAGUGGCUGAGCUCCCAUCUGGCUUCCUCUUGUGUUACUUUUUUUUUUUUUAAGUAACUUGUGUGUAUUUCUAACUGAUCGUGUUGAAAAAAAGAAAAAAAAAACCUAGUAUUUCAGUAAAAAUGCCUGUUGUAAGAUGAACCUCCUGUAACUUCUAUCUGUUCUUUUAUGAGGCUCAGGGAGAAACUAGCAUUUUUUUUUUUCAAACUACUUUUUUGUCACUGUGACAGUUGUAAAUAAAGUUUGAAAAUGCUUUCCA
Molecule: messenger RNA, 2685 nt
Organism: Erinaceus europaeus (western European hedgehog)
Lineage: Eukaryota; Metazoa; Chordata; Mammalia; Eulipotyphla; Erinaceidae
Gene: LBH
Product: LBH regulator of WNT signaling pathway
Exons: 4
Coding region: 1-498 (165 amino acids)
Biological process (GO): positive regulation of DNA-templated transcription
Cellular component (GO): nucleus
Source: RefSeq, a predicted model, not a curated record